Ustilago hordei is the source of this 993-nucleotide messenger RNA. RefSeq lists its product as uncharacterized. The coding region runs from base 1 to 993 and encodes 330 amino acids. Lineage: Eukaryota; Fungi; Basidiomycota; Ustilaginomycetes; Ustilaginales; Ustilaginaceae. Gene Ontology annotation, cellular component: mitochondrion. Gene Ontology annotation, molecular function: thiosulfate-cyanide sulfurtransferase activity. Gene Ontology annotation, biological process: transsulfuration. The transcript has a single exon. The record is from RefSeq and is a predicted model, not a curated record.
AUGAGUUCCAACACCAGUAUAACUGUUCGACCUGCCACAGUCCCUCUCGUCAUCGCACCAAAGGCUCUUGCAUCUCUGCUAGAGACGAACAAAGAUACCAACAGCAACAAGCUACGCAUACUUGACGCGACAUGGUUCAUGCCCAACUCCAAACCACCACGCAAUGCAUUCGAAGAGUUCAAAGCGGGUCCUCGUCUACCCAAAGCUCUCUUCUGGAACGUUGACAAAGUCGCGACUACUGGCGAGAGCGUUCGCAACCUUCCUCAUAUGAUGCCAUCCCCCGCGACCUUUGCUGAAGCAGCAUCAGAACACGGGAUUGAGCCAGAGACACAUGUGGUGGUGUACGACACGCACGGCGUCUUCUCAGCACCAAGAACCGCAUUCACUUUCAAAGCAUUCGGCCAUUUAAACGUGUCAGUACUCAACGGCGGUCUUCCAGCUUGGAUUGGUAACGGUCUCCCCACAGAGAGCGGCGAGCCAACCUCUGUGCCAAAGACCGCCUAUCUUGAGCCACAGCUGCAGGACGGCAUCAUCCGAUCAUUCGACGAGAUGGUCGCGAAUGCCAAGAUGGGCGCUCGAGGACAGACCGUCUUUGACGCACGGCCGAAAGGUCGCUUUGACGGCACAGACCCAGAACCCCGACCAGGACUAUCGUCAGGUCAUAUCCCCCACAGCACUUCGCUUCCCUUCCCUACCCUGCUCAACACAGAGACAGGGAAGGAUGGAAAGCAUUACACCGUGCUCAAGGACCAGAUAGAGCUGUGGAGAACUCUCAGCGACAUCGUUGGUGGCAUGGAAGCUUUGGACAAAUUGAGACAGGCGUCGAGCGGCGGAGAGUUGGCUGCUACCAACACGUGCGGUUCGGGUAUGACCGCUGCGACCAUCUGGUUGGCGCUGCAGGAGCUCGGUGUGCAGAGCAGUAUUUACGACGAGAGUUGGAUGGGAUGGGCAUCAAGAGAAAGUGAGGGUGUUCCAAUCGAUAAGAAUGUAUAG